CAAAAGGUACAAUACAAGAAUUUCGAGGACCCGUCUUUCUUCAGCACGAAGGAAGUUAGUUGAUCGAGAAAGCAAGGACCCGUAUAGAGCUACGCCAUGAGUAGAUCGAAAAGGUCUCGCGAAGCCGGUAAUCCUUUGCCUCCCCUAACUAGUAAAGCUGAAGAAGAAGCAUAAAAAUGGAGUCCUUCAUCUUUGGUCUUUUUCCCAUGCUUUCUGUUGGUCAACAACCAACCACAACUCUCUAUAGUCAAAACACUAGUCCUGCAGGCUUGCUUUUAACCAUACCAGGUUCAGUCUGUAUGGAGGGAAUUUCUUUUGUCUGAAUCAAUCAUGCCUCAACUGGAUCAAUUCACUUAUUUCACACAAUUCUUCUGGUUCUGCCUUUUCCUCUUUACUUUCUAUAUUCCCAUGUGCAAUGAUAGAGAUGGAGUACUUAGGAUCAGCAUAAUUCUAAAACAACGGAACCAACAGGUUUCAAACCAGGGGAACAAAAUCCGGAGCAACGACCCCAACAGUUUGGAAGAUAUCUUGAGAAAAGGUUUUAGCACCGGUGGAUCCUAUAUGUACUCUAGUUUAUUCGAAGUAUCCCAAUGGUGUAACGCCGUCGACUUAAAGGGAAAAAGGAGGAAAAUAACUUAUAUCUCUUGUGUCGGAGAAAUAAGUGGCUCACGAGGAAUGGAAAGAAACAUAUUCUAUUUGAUCUCGAAGUCCUCAUAUGGCGCUUCUUCUUCCAAUCCUGGAUGGAGGAUCACUUGUAGGAAUGACAUAAUGCUAAUCCAUGUUCCACACGGCCAAGGAAGAAUCAAAAAAUAAGAAAGGUUAUCGAGAUUCUCAAUCGCUCUUUUAGUAGAUAGUGGGAAAUGGGGCUCCCAGGCCCCCCAUGCUGCCAGACUUGAAUGAGCCCUUGCUCCCCGAUUUGAACCAACCGCUCGAACCACCAGAGGAACCCUAUCAACCAAUCUUUCCUCUGGUUGGAAGUCUUUCCGGGGAAGACCAACGAGCAGUUGACCGCCUAAUUUCACUAGAAAAUCUCCUUGUCGUAAAGGCGACGCACAUGUUGCGUUCGCUUCAUUAUACGCCCAUCGAUUCUGAUGUUAAGUUUGUGCUAUCGGCUUUUCUAGUUGAUUAUCCAUCUAGUGAUGCCUACCAAAGCCUACUCCCACACUUUCUUCCUAUGGAACCCCCAUCCCCUAUCUUUCUACAAUUCUGAGAGGAUUGGGAAGCCUUUAUAACAACAACAUCCACAGAUUUCCUUUCAAAUAGAAUAUUUUUUUUGGGGGGGUUCCUUAAGGGAGGGGGCAGGGCUUUAGAGGAGGAGUGAGGACCCGACUAAUGGGAAUCAAGACCCCUAUCUCAUAGGGGACCCUCUUGGAAAAAUCUUUCUUUCUUGAUGAAUGAUAUGGUUUUCCAUAAAUCGAUAUGAAUGGAGGAUGCCUCUUGAACUUCUUAAUCCAAGUUCCAGUGGUGGGCAGUCGGUGCGCUCUUUCUUGAUUAACUUGGGUAAAAAUGUCCGGAUGAACUACAUAUGGUCUGAUACCUAUCUUCUUGUUGAGUUGGAGUGGUAGGUUAUGUAGGCGCUCGAAAUUGCUUCUCACUAGACAAGAUGGUACAGCAAUGAGGGUUCGACCCAUUUCUAUUUC
Molecule: messenger RNA, 1640 nt
Organism: Arachis duranensis
Lineage: Eukaryota; Viridiplantae; Streptophyta; Magnoliopsida; Fabales; Fabaceae
Product: putative ATP synthase protein YMF19
Exons: 1
Coding region: 331-813 (160 amino acids)
Cellular component (GO): mitochondrion; membrane
Source: RefSeq, a predicted model, not a curated record